Hypoxylon trugodes is the source of this 1040-nucleotide messenger RNA. RefSeq lists its product as uncharacterized. Lineage: Eukaryota; Fungi; Ascomycota; Sordariomycetes; Xylariales; Hypoxylaceae. The transcript is spliced from 3 exons. Bases 320 to 559 code for a protein of 79 amino acids. The record is from RefSeq and is a predicted model, not a curated record.
GGAAUGUUUGACUCAGACCCUUCCGAAUUGGACCAUCUAGUUGGGCCGUGCCAUCAAGUAGUGACCUCACCACUCCGUCAAUGUCACCUAUCAUUAAAGUCAAACACGUAGUCUAUAACCGAGUGCGUCAAGACUUAUCAUUUGCCAAUAUUUGGCCAAUAGUAUGAAUCAUGAUGUUUUGAAUACAUUUCCCCUAGAUCUUAUAUAAUCGUUCUCUCAGUACUCCCACCUUCGAUUCUUCCCUUUAGAGCAGUAAGCACUUCGCGUAAUUGACCAUAUUACUGAAAUAAAAAAUCAUCACGAUUAGUAACCACCGAAUAUGAGUAACUGGGGAAGCGUACGGUCUAAGGGUGGUAAGGCUGGUUACCAAGGCGGCGGGAACUCAAGCACCGGCACUUUUACCGGUCCCGAUUUCAAUAAUCUCUAUCUUCAAAAGAGAUCUACCGACCAAGAGUCCGUUAAGAGGCGCGAGAGCAUAUCGGAGCAGUACAAUACCGGCUUCGUAGGCCGUAUGUGGAGGCGUUGGGUAUCCGGUCCUGGUGGUCCUACGAGAGCCUAGUGCCUCGAUGUUGUCGAUGAUAUGGUCAGAAACUUGUAUAGUCACAUAAGAAAUUGUACGACUAAUAGGCUGUGGUGUUUGAGCUAGGUUAAUAAUUCGCACAAUUUUAACGUUACAUUUCCAAUUGAUGAUUCUUAUUUCUUCUGUCGUCUUGGUGUCUGAAUGCUGAGUGGAGCGGGUAAAGUCAAACACACACCUAGGUGGGUAGGCAUUACGGAUUCAACGGAUGUUAGACACGGAUAAUCGUGUCAUUUCGCAGGUGAAUGUUUGUCAUUAAACGAACCAUGACUUCAAACACAACCUAGAGUCUCCAAUAGUCACAAAACUUCAUGAUGAUGUAGCGGUAGUAAGUUCCCUGCCUUAGCCCGAGAAUUGACUGUUAGUAGAUCCUGGUGAAGGACAUCGUACUGCGAGAUCCACAGCGGGAAGACCAUUUAAAAUAGGAGGGUGGAAUGUAUAGGUCAGGGAUCAUUCCAGGGGU